GCCCCACACACACACCGCCAGAAAUCUCUACUCUAGCAAGACUGUGUUUUUCAGGGAAUGGGGAACUGAAAAUUCAAUAUUGAAAAAUUACAACAAUAUUAAGUUAUUAUUUGAAAUUUAAAUAUUCAGAAGUUGAAACGCCAGUAAAACAUGCUGGAAAUUCUAACGCUUUGUGGUAUUAAUUGACCGUCGUGUGACAAAAUAAUAGUGGAAAGUUGACAUUUAUUUUCUGUCUACCUACAAUCUGCAAGGUUCAUAUUAGUGUUAUGUGCAUAGGAACUACAAUUAGUUAAUUUCUAGGCGCAUCUUGUAUUCGGUAUUCAUACAACUAUGGAGGGUGCAGAUAACAAUCGGCAAGAAAGAGACGCAAAUGGGACUAAUCUCACCUUUUGUUCAAUUAUGAAAGUGGAGAAAGUGGAGCAAUAUGAAGAGCAGGAAUUACUAUAUGACUCUGUAGAUUUUCCAUUUGUCCAUUUUCUGGAUUACCCGGUGGGCAGUGCAGAUGAAGUCGCUAACACCAUGGACGAAGGAUCAUCCCAUCAAUGUUUGGACGUCAAGGAAGAAGCUGAUGACUACAACGACGAAACCACAAAUUACUGGCCAUCCCUUCUUGGAAACUACAUGAAAUCUGAACCACAAUCUGAAAAUGAUUCUGAUGGUGAGUUUGAUGUCGGGACGUCGUCAAUCGAUUCAGAAAGUAGCAGCGAUUUAGAUUGGGAUUUGGAACAUGAGAAGCUUGCUAGAAAACGGAAGUGCAAUGAAAGACCUGUUGGCUGCAUACAAAAGAAAAAAUCUGUGAACAUUAAGAAAGUUCGUUGUGCACCUGUGCUGAGACAGGUCGACAAAACUGAUUCUGACCGUGUGCAAAAUGCCUUCAAAAUGAUAACUGACAGUUUGAAUUUGGGAGAAAGAAAUAAUAAAAAACCGUUCCAAAAAAUGCCAAUGUCGAUGAUGGGGACACAAAAUGACACAAAACCUAGAAUAGCAAAAGACUUUAAAACUACUACUAACAACAAAGAACAGAAUGAAUCAAUCAUCCCCUCAACUGACAUUUGUCCUCCAAAUCUCACAAUAAUGUCCAUCCUCUCUCUCUCUUCUCCAGACACUAAAUCCUCAUUGGCCAAUAUACCAGCAAAGCCAAAUAAAACUGUAAAAGUUGUAUCUCUGGAUAAUGGUGGCAAGCUUCCCAAAACAUCGAAACGUAUCAAUAAUAGACGAGUCAAAUGUGUAUUUUGUUCCCAAGUUUUUACCGUAGAUUGUUUAAAGAACCAUCUCAAAAACUAUUUCAAACAAUUCCAAUGUUCAGUGUGUCUUUUCACAUCGUACCAGAAGAAGACGUGUGUCAUCCAUGUGAAAACAUCUCCCAAAUGUAGUAAGGCUGAUGUGCUCGUCGGCACUUUCUUUGUUUCGAAAGAUCGCAGUAACAAAAUAAGCAAAUGCAGCAAUGGAAAAAAGUGCGAUAAAUCAAUUUCUGCUUCUAAUUAUUAUUAUCAGUGUAGUCAGUGUGAAACAUUAAUGAAAACAGAAUACCAAUUGAUAAAUCAUUAUCGACAAGUUCACCAGCAUAUUUAUAAUAACGUUGUUACACUAGAAAAUCCAUUAUCUAUGGGAUCAAUUAUCAAAAUGAAAAAGAAGAGCUCGUGGAGUGUAAAAUUGAAGUUGAAAGAAUGUUCAAUUAAGUUAACCAGGAUGAAUGAGAACGAAGUAGUAGAGAAGCCUGAGGAACUAAAAAAAGGACAACUUUCCAAUCAGUUUCUUUCCAUUUUUAGUCGAGUCAUUCAAUCGGAAGAGAGAAAUAAUGUCACCCUGACCUGUGGGUUUUGCUUAAAAACCUACGCCACACGUCAUGGAUAUAAAAUGCACUUGCUACGCAUACACAAUCAAACAGCGUCAUCAUCAUCGGCUAUGCAUUCCGCUACGAGUAGUAGCGAAAUUCCUCCUAGUCACUCAAUAAAGUUAUUCCCAGCGAAAGAAACGGGGGAUUCGGUCAAGCUUGAACUGGACAACAGUUCAGCAGCAAUCUGGCCCCCUCUAAGUCAUGAGAUAAAGAUGGAAGUGUUGUGAUUAGAUUGCAACCACGCAUUUGGACGCAAGGACCUUGAUUUGUAAUGCAGAAACAAAAGACGAAACAUAGAUCAUCGUAUUCUCGUAUUGACAUCCGGCAGUCAACACCAAGAAAUAAUUGAGCAUUUUGAUUCUGAUUGAUUUUUUUUCACGUUCUUUUCUUAUGCUAAGCCGUUGGUGUAUCGUAAUAUUUUUGUCAACGGAUAAAACCGAUAAUGUGGAAUCCCUGUUGUAUGUAUAAUAAACCAGUGCUCUUUGUAGAAAGUGGUA
Messenger RNA from Folsomia candida, 2334 nucleotides. RefSeq lists its product as uncharacterized. The coding region runs from base 331 to 2064 and encodes 577 amino acids. Lineage: Eukaryota; Metazoa; Arthropoda; Collembola; Entomobryomorpha; Isotomidae. The transcript has 3 exons. The record is from RefSeq and is a predicted model, not a curated record.